GCCGCACGUGCCACGGCCUCUUGUCCUGGUCCGUCCAUCUCCCUAGCAGCUAUACUUUCCCACUGCCGCAGUUCGCCACUCUCGCCAUCGGGGACGAGGGACUGGGAGCCAGGAUACUUCUGCCGCGCGGCGACGUAGCCCUCCUCCUCCUCUUGCUCUCCCCGCCACCCUCUGCUUAUCGUGUACCUCGUAUUAGAUCUAAUUUUGGUAUCCGUGCGGUCGAGCGAAAUCGAUCUACCCCAGGUGCGGCGGGCGCGGCUUUAUUCUCAAGAUUUUUUCUGUGUUCUUUAGAGAGCAGCCAUGGACGAGUGGAUUCGCCAAACCGAGGUGUGGGUGCACCAAACCGACAGCUGGAUCCGGCAGCAGCCCCCGGAGCAGAUCUAUGUAGCGGCCGCGGUGGUUGCCGUCACAAUCCUGUUGCUUAUCGUAGCAUCUUGUCUGAAAUCGUCUAGACCAAACACCAUAGUUCUAUCUGGGCUUAGUGGCAGUGGCAAAACCACUAUUUACUACCAGCUUCGGGAUGGAUCAUCACAUCAAGGAACUGUUACUUCAAUGGAAGAAAACAGUGAUACUUUUGUGCUGCAUUCGGAGCAAGAAAGGAAAGACAAAGUAAAACCUGUGCAUAUUAUUGAUGUUCCUGGUCAUGCUAGGCUCAAACCCAAACUUGAUGAAGUCCUGCCUAAAGCUGCUGCGGUUGUCUUUGUUGUUGAUGCUCAAGAUUUCUUGUCUAGCAUGCAAGCUGCUGCAGAGUACCUUUAUGACAUUCUGACAAAGGCAACUGUAGUGAAGAAAAAGGUCCCUGUGCUUAUAUUCUGCAACAAGACAGAUAAAGUUACCGCCCACUCGAAGGAAUUCAUCAAGAAGCAGUUGGAGAAAGAAUUGAACAAGCUUAGGGAAUCUAGGAACGCCGUAUCGUCAGCCGACAUCUCUGAUGAAGUCCAGCUUGGGGUCCCUGGAGAGGCAUUCAACUUCAGCCAGUGCCAGAACAAGGUGGCUGUUGCGGAGGGUGCUGGUUUGACAGGUGAUGUUUCGGCCGUGGAACAAUUCAUCCGUGAACAUGUGAAGGCAUAGGUUGUUCUUAUUGUUUUUGGGGCUCCAAAUGGCUAUCCUGAUGAGAUAAGAUGUACAUUGCGUCAAUGUGGUUGUUACCUUUCAUGCAUGUACACCUUCAUCCGGUGCUCUGAAGUUGCUUAGAGACAGUGAAGCACAGUCAUAUUUUGAACUGGUUCAGCUGACCUUGUUAUAGAGGCAUUGCAUGUUGCACUGCUUAUGCCUGACAGUCAUCGGAUAUGAACAGAGCAUGUUGAAACUGACUGGCUUUGGUUGUUUUCCA
This is a messenger RNA of Zea mays, 1333 nucleotides long. RefSeq names its product signal recognition particle receptor beta subunit. The transcript is spliced from 7 exons. Bases 301 to 1071 code for a protein of 256 amino acids. Gene Ontology annotation, cellular component: Golgi apparatus. Gene Ontology annotation, molecular function: GTPase activity; GTP binding. The record is from RefSeq and is a predicted model, not a curated record. Gene Ontology annotation, biological process: protein localization to Golgi apparatus; intracellular protein transport; Golgi to plasma membrane protein transport. NCBI's taxonomy places the organism in Eukaryota, Viridiplantae, Streptophyta, Magnoliopsida, Poales, Poaceae.